Gopherus flavomarginatus (Mexican gopher tortoise) is the source of this 1398-nucleotide messenger RNA. It is a transcript of the gene METTL2A, whose product is annotated as methyltransferase 2A, methylcytidine. The record is from RefSeq and is a predicted model, not a curated record. NCBI's taxonomy places the organism in Eukaryota, Metazoa, Chordata, Testudines, Testudinidae. The transcript is spliced from 9 exons. Gene Ontology annotation, molecular function: tRNA (cytidine-N3)-methyltransferase activity. The coding region runs from base 1 to 1149 and encodes 382 amino acids.
AUGGCGGCCCCUGGGAGGAGGCAGCCGUUCGGGAGCCGCUUCCUGACCGACCCGAGCCGACUCUUCCAGCACAACGCCUGGGAUAAUGUUGAAUGGUCUGAAGAGCAGGAAGCCAGUGCAAGGAGCAAAGUUCAAGAGAACAGCAGGCAGCUUGUUCCACAAGACAAACAAGAUGAAUAUGAGCUCAAUGCCAAUGAAUACUGGAAUGAUUUCUAUAAAAUCCAUGAAAAUGGCUUCUUCAAGGACAGACACUGGCUGUUCACUGAAUUUCCUGAACUGGCACCGGACCAGAACCUAAGUCAACCUGAGGCGUCUGAAUACAAAGAUGGUAGCACCAGAAAACCCAGAGACACCAGGCUGGGGAGCUGUGAAAAUGGUCUUUGUUCAUUGGAAACCAGAACACAAGAGCAUCAUCAGUUGGACUUGAUGAAAGACAGUAAUAAUAUCAUCAACAGACUCGACACAGAUGGAGAAGCAGUACCGAAGUUGGGUGACCUGAAACUAAGUGAUGGUGAUUUCCCAGGAUCCUCUGCCACUUACCGUAUACUAGAGGUUGGCUGUGGUGCUGGAAAUACGGUCUUCCCAAUUUUGCAAACCAACAAUGAUCCGGGGCUCUUUGUUUAUUGCUGUGAUUUUUCCAACACAGCUGUGGAUCUUGUCCAGACCAAUGCAGAGUAUGACUCUUCUCGCUGUUUUGCCUUCGUUCAUGACCUGUGCAAGGACCAAAGCCCAUACCCAAUGCCAGAGGAGAGUCUUGACAUCAUUAUUCUCAUCUUUGUCCUAUCAGCUCUUCUCCCAGAAAAGAUGCAGUGCGUCAUUAACAGACUGAGCCGGCUUCUGAAACCAGGAGGAAUGAUUCUGUUACGAGAUUAUGGUCGUUAUGACCUAGCGCAGCUUCGGUUUAAGAAAGGUCGGUGUCUGUCUGAUAACUUCUACGUGAGAGGCGAUGGGACCAGAGUUUACUUCUUUACACAAGAUGAAUUGGAUGCUCUUUUCACCACGGCUGGGUUGGAAAAAGUCCAGAAUCUGGUCGAUCGGCGCCUACAGGUGAACCGAGGGAAGCAAGUGACGAUGCAUCGAGUGUGGAUCCAGUGUAAAUACCGCAAGCCCUUCCCUGCAGGACAGAAGGAGAAUGGGCACGUUCAUUAGCAAGGCGCAUCUAUCAGGUGUGCUGUAUUUGGACUUGCUGGGACUCUCCUCCUGUGCAGCGUGUGGCACUGAGCAGACCUGCCAUGUCAUGCUGAAUUCUGGCGCCUCCUGCAAUGACCGGACUAGUCGUACGUUGACAUGCUUUGUGUGCAAGGUGGAGCUAUGCUCAGGACGACUCCACGACAAUAUCUAGUUACUAGUCUUUGUUUUUAAAAUUAAGGGUGAUUAACAAUUUACCUAAGAAAUGGG